This is a messenger RNA of Drosophila navojoa, 1098 nucleotides long. RefSeq names its product dehydrogenase/reductase SDR family member 7. NCBI's taxonomy places the organism in Eukaryota, Metazoa, Arthropoda, Insecta, Diptera, Drosophilidae. The record is from RefSeq and is a predicted model, not a curated record.
AUCAGACUACAAAACGAAAGUUUACGUUUAAAGUGCAGACAGAUGUGACGUUGCAUCUGUUACGUUAAAGUUCAAAGUGCCAUAAUAUGUCUUUCAUCGAAUUUUUAUUCAUUUUGAUAAUUCUCUACUAUGUCGUAUACGGUUUGCUCUGGAUAAUACUGGACUGCAAUGUGGCGCUAUGGUACAAAUCUCGUUUCGGAAACUCGAUAUCGACAAUGCGCGGACAGGUGGUUUGGAUAACAGGUGCCUCAAGCGGCAUCGGCCGCGCCUUGGCGAUUAGUUUGGCACGCCAUGGCGUACGCCUAGUGCUCAGUGCGCGCCGUCUGGAACAGCUGGAGCAGGUGCAAGCCGAAUGCUUGGCCGCGGCGCGAGGCCUAUUGGCUCAGAAGGAUGUGCUGAUUCUUCAAAUGGAUAUUUUGCAAUUAGAAAAGCAUCAAGCGCAUCUCUAUAGCGUGCUCAAUCAUUUUGAGCGACUCGAUGUUCUGGUGAACAAUGCGGGUCGCUCUCAGCGUGCCAACUGGGUAGAUAUUGAUAUCCAAGUGGAUCGUGAACUCUUCGAGCUAGACGUGUUUUCUGUGGUGCAUCUAUCCCGCUUGGUUGUGCGCUACUUUCUGGAACAGAACGGCGGACGAGGUCACAUUGUAGCCACUUCGAGCAUAGCUGGCUUCAGCCCGGUGCCCUUCUCCGCAACCUAUUGCGCCGCCAAACAUGCCCUCAAUGCCUAUUUGACUACACUGAAGUUGGAACAGCGCAAGUUGGAUGUAACCAUAUUUGCCCCUGGUCCCAUCGCCACAGACUUCCUGAUGGAGGCAUUCACGGCUACCAAGGGUGGCAAGGUGGGCGAUAGCACUGCCAAUCAGAAGCGCCUAACAGCGGAGCGCUGUGGAGAGCUCUUUGCGGUGGCCAUCGCCAACAAAAUGGAUCUAUCUUGGUGUGGUCUGUUCCCGGUAAAUGCGAUGGCCUAUUGCGGUCGCAGUGUCACGCUUACCAAGAUUUUGGCCCAAUUCAUGACCGAGAAGACCUUGAUGAAAAUUCGAGACGGCAAACUAUGAGAUUAUUCAGAUCGUAUUUUGAUAAGAAACCAUUUCUUAUAGUACA